Molecule: messenger RNA, 2975 nt
Organism: Bolinopsis microptera
Lineage: Eukaryota; Metazoa; Ctenophora; Tentaculata; Lobata; Bolinopsidae
Product: AN1-type zinc finger protein 4-like
Exons: 8
Coding region: 149-1810 (553 amino acids)
Molecular function (GO): protein binding; zinc ion binding
Source: RefSeq, a predicted model, not a curated record
UUAUUCAGUAUGCACAUAUUAUGAUCAGUUUCUCUAAACUGGGUGAAUGGAGCUUUGCAUUGGACACUUAAUUUCUUAACUCUUUACUGCCACUGGUUUAUUAUUUCAGGGCUACGGCACUAUUAAACUGCAUCUCACUUAACUUUUUAUGGAAAUAUCUAUUGAAACACUCGCGGGAACCUCCUUUGAGCUCAGAGUCAGCCCUUUCGAAACUGUCAUUAGUGUUAAACAGAAAAUACAGCGCCUUGAAGGUAUACCAAUUGCUCAACAGCAUUUGAUAUGGAAGAAUAUUGAACUUGAAGAUGACUUUUAUUUGCACGACUAUGGGAUUUCACACGGAAGCUGUCUGCAGCUGGUAUUAGCUAUGCGAGGUGGACCAAUCAGUACAAGACGGGUAGUUCUGGAGGAUCCUUCCCUUCAGGAGGUCAUAGAUUAUGUAGAGGCAAAUGGGGAUGAUAUGUGGAACGAUCUACCUACUAGUGACAGCACACAAGUUACCGUUUUACUGUUCAGAGACGGAGACCAACUGAACUUCUUCCGUGUCAUUGACAGAGGAGACGGUACUUUGACACCACUCUCUGAAUCACUCAGUGGCAACUCUAUGUACAAUCUAUACGAUGAAGAUGAGGAUAGUUCAAUGGAGGAGAGAUCUUCAGAAAAUGCCGCAAUGAGAGACAAAGUCCGGAAUUUAAAAGCCAAGAUGAGAGUUCUGAAUUCCAACAAAAAGCCCGUACCGAAGAGUAAGCAUGAAGCGCUGAAACCGAGCCCCCCACCACGGCCCCCAAUGGGGCCCCUCCCUCCCCAUCGGACUCCUAGACCUCCCUCUGAUUUAAACUCACCUAGAGCUCUUGCAACUGUCAGCAGCGGGAUGAUUCGUCGCAGGAUGUACAGUAAGAUAGAGGACGUGGCUACAAAGGCAAACACUUCAGAAGAGAUUUUACCUCCACUCUCUGGUAGAUCCAGACAACUUCCUAAGAUAACUCGUACUGUUUCCAACGACAAGAGUAAAGCAUCUGAGAGCAUAAUAUCUCACAAACCAUCCGCUGCCUCGUUCGAAAGCAUCCCCUCCAAAUCUCGUGUAUCGUCUGCUAAACCUCUUGCCAACAUCAAGUCUCCUGAGAAACAGUCCAGCAGUGUUCCUGUAUCAGCUAAAAGUAUCGUAGAUAACGAGAGAAUAAGUCAUUACAAGAGGUAUACUCAAGAGAAAAAGGACUCCGCGUCUGAUCCAAUGACGUAUCUGAAACAAAAUGAUACUGAUAAGAGGCACGUGUCAACGAACGAGAUAUUGAGUGCCUCACGAGAGGUAUCGGCCAGAAUAUCAUCUCGUAUAUCACAUAACAAGAUUCCAGCCUCUGAGAGUGCCAGCAAGAUUAAGAAACACGUGACUUACGACAUAAACACGCGUACAAACCACGUCACGGCACGUGAUAUUAAGAACAGUGAAGGUAGGAAGCCGGUUGUGCAUCGUUUGAAUUCCUCAGAUCGAAAGAACUUACGAACACUUCAAGUUUUAUCGAGACAAGGAUCUGCAUCGCCGCCAGCUUCCCCUCUUCCUACUAACAGACUACCACCGGUUGCGAUCAAAUCUAAGGUGCUUUCGGGAAAGAAAAAGAGUACCACCCGGUGCAACUUCUGUCGUAAGAAAACUGGACUUGCUACCACAUAUACAUGUCAUUGCGAAGGGACGUUCUGUGCUAUUCACCGAUAUGCGGAGGUACACAAAUGCCCCUAUGACUAUAAAGCUGCUGGUCGCAAAAUUCUCGAACAAAACAAUCCGGUUGUAACCGCCCCUAAAUUACCUAAGAUAUGAUUGUGAUGACAAUUGAAGGGCAUUAAUUGAUCAUGUCUCUUUUGAUUUAACGGGGAGCAUAUUGCUGUAAUCGUAGAUUUGGUGAUCGUUUUACCGAAAGAGAAAUUUUAGUUUUCUACGUUAUAUUUACGUUUUAUUUCUUAUUGUUUCAGUUCCUUGAAAAUACAAAUUGAAUGUAAUAUUCAACAAUAUAAAUAAACUGGAAGAUUAUUUUGUACUGAUAUAUGUUUUAGUUUAAUGUUUAAACAAUAUUGUGGUAGUUCUGAUCGAUGACUUUUAUACCGCGUAGAGAAUGUGCUUGAGAGGAACAAUUAUUGGGUGCACAGGAUUAUUGUCGAGUGUCUACUUCUUUACCGGUUUGGCGCUGAACUUCAGGGUUUAUACUUUUUUAUUAAGAUAUUGUACCACACCUUAUUUAUUGGGUUAGAUUCUACUAUUGUACAGUUGAGUUAUUCUCUUUUAUUUAACUUAUUAAGGCCUGACAUAAAAAGUGUGUUUCGAGACGGUUAAUUUUCCCGUCACAUCUUCAAUAUGACUUAGAAUUAAUAAUGAAUUGAGAAGUACGAUUAAGAUUUUAUGCACAACAAUAUUUUGUGAGUAAAGUUAAAUCCCUUUAUUGCGGCCACAUUUAUUGCGCCAGUGACCGUUUUUUGCAAUGAUUAUUUUAUGAUUUAUCAGUAUUCAACUGACCGACCCUACCAUUGGCAUUGUGUGCGAUUAUUAAAAGACAAUACGGCAAACAUUAAGCUUGCAGCUCCCGAUCAACCGAACUGAAGAAAGUAUAUUGCAAUGUUAAUGCUGAAACCCUAUUAAUGUUGGUUGCAGUAAGGUGCAAUUCAACAAUAUUUGCAUCAUCGACUCUACAAUGCUUCCACAUAUAAAGAUCUGCAUUUAUAGUUCUUGUUAACAGUUAAAAUGUGGUCAAAUCAAUGCUAAGAUCCCAAUUUUCAUGUCGAAGCUUCCGAUACAACCGCCUCACGCUUGUAUGAAACUCCAUUUGAGUGCUGAUCAAACUGGUUACAAGGUACAGUGUUGCCAACAAUGUGCAAUGUCAAAUUGUUUAACUUUGCAAGUUCUGUGAUUUAUAAAGUCCCAAGAGGAAUGAAAUUGUACUCACUUUGUUUAAUGUUAUGUGUAAAAACUUUUAAAUGAGUAAAUUUGAAAA